Messenger RNA from Hansenula ciferrii, 2094 nucleotides. RefSeq names its product actin-binding protein LAS17 (gene LAS17). Bases 1 to 2094 code for a protein of 697 amino acids. Gene Ontology annotation, molecular function: alpha-tubulin binding; gamma-tubulin binding; actin binding. Gene Ontology annotation, biological process: exocytosis; retrograde transport, endosome to Golgi; endocytic recycling. Gene Ontology annotation, cellular component: WASH complex; early endosome; recycling endosome. The record is from RefSeq and is a predicted model, not a curated record. The transcript has a single exon. Lineage: Eukaryota; Fungi; Ascomycota; Saccharomycetes; Phaffomycetales; Wickerhamomycetaceae.
AUGGCUUUGAUCUCCACUGAUAAGGAGAAAGUGAAAAGAGUGGUUCCCAAAGGUUCCAAUAAGGUCAUUGAUGCUGCUGUUGCAAGAUUAUACAUAGCAUAUCCAAAUUCAAAUGAAUGGACAUAUACUGGUCUUUCAGGUGCAGUUAUAUUAGUUGAUGAUCUUGUUGGUCAUACUUUUUUCUUAAAAUUAGUUGAUAUUCAAGGUCAUAGAGGUGUUAUAUGGGAUCAAGAAUUAUAUUUGGAUUUCCAAUAUAAUCAAGAUCGUUCAUUUUUCCAUACUUUUGAAAUUGAAGAUUGUCUUGCUGGUUUAUUAUUUGAUGAUACAAAUGAUGCUUCACAUUUUUUGAAAAAAGUUCAUACAAGAGAAAAACAUGGUUCAAAGAAAACUGUUCAAAAUAAAAAUGCAAUUGCUUUACAGAAAAAACCUGAAGCUCCAAGAGCUCCCGGUCCAAGAGGUGAAUAUAUGAGUUCUGGAGGUGAACAAAGAAUUAGAAGAACAACUCAUGUACAAUAUUAUGAUGAUAAACCACCUCCAGAAUGGAGAUCUUUAUAUGCUGAAUUAGAAAGUGCUGGAAUAACUGAAGAUAUGAUUGCUGAUAAUAAAGAAUUUAUUAAAGAUUAUAUAAAUAAACAAGGUGGUCCAUUAGUUGGUUUAGAACCUCCAAUUCCAAGAAAAUAUCAAAAUCAAAAUCAAAAUCAAAGAAAUGUCUCUCAAUCUUCAAAUAAUACAACUUCUGGUUCAAUUAGAAAGAAAAAAGCACCACCUCCACCACCACCUUCUGGCUCUUCAAUUUCUCAUACACCUUCACCUGGUCCUGAUUCUCCAAUGGCUCGUUCAAGAUCAACAAGUGUUGUUUCAUCUCAUGCUGCACCACCAAAUCCUGUUCCAAGUGCACCUUCUCCAGCUCCACAGGCUCCUCAAGAAUCAAGUCCAGAACCAAAUAGACCUGUUCAUAGAGUUCCACCUCCAUUGCAACCUUCAAAUCAAGUACAUAACGUCCCACCUCCACCUCCACCAGCUACUUCAUCAUUCCAAUAUAAUCAACCUCCUCCAGCUUCACAACCACAACAACAAAAUCUUCCUCCAUUACCUCCACAAGCUGGUAGACCAACACCUCCAUUACCAACAGGUCAACGUCCAACACCUCCAUUACCUACUGGACAACGUCCUACACCACCACCACCAGUUGGAUCUCGUGGUCCUCCACCUCCAGCUCCUCCUCGUGCAGGUAUAUCAUCUCCAUCACCACCAGUCCCACCUCAAAGAUUUGGUCAAUCACCUCAACUUCCACCUCAACCAUUACAACCUCAACAAACUUCAGGUAGAGCACCACCUCCUGCACCACCUCCAAGAAGAGGCCCAGUGCCACCUGCACCUCCGUCAAGAUCAACUGGUGCUCCACCACCUGCACCUCCUCCAAGAAGAGGUCCAGCUCCAUUGGUUCCUCAAAGAACUCAACCUCAAGCUUCACCUCAAUUACCUCCACAACCACCAAGUUUACCACCUCAGCAACAACAACAGCAACAACAAUCAUAUCAACAAUCAUAUCAACAACCACCCCAACCUCCAGCAUUACCACCUCAUCAAACAAAUUCAGCUCCUCCUCCACCACCACCAUUACCUCCAACUACAACUGGAGGCCCACCACCACCACCUCCUCCAUUCCCAACUCAAUCACAACCACAAUCAACAGGUGGACCACCUCCUCCACCUCCAUUACCAUCACAAGGAUCAAGUGCACCACCUCCACCUCCAUUACCACAAGGAGGAAAUCAACCUACAUCAUCAACUCCUGCACCACCAUUACCACAACCAGAUGGUGGACGUGAUGCUUUAUUAGCUUCAAUUAGAGGUGCUGGAGGUAUUGGUGCUUUAAAGAAGACUGAUAAAUCACAAUUAGAUAAACCUUCAGUUAUAUUACAAGAAAGUAGAGGUGAAGUUCCAUCUUCAAAUUCAAAUUCUGCUGCUAUGGGAGCUGGUGCCGGUGCUGCAGGUGGUGGUUCUUUGGCUGAUGCUUUAGCUGCUGCUUUGAAUAAUAGAAAGCAAAAAGUUUCUAAAAGUGAUGAUGAAAGUGAUGGUGAAGAAUGGUAA